Messenger RNA from Anopheles darlingi, 521 nucleotides. RefSeq lists its product as uncharacterized. Bases 15 to 521 code for a protein of 168 amino acids. The record is from RefSeq and is a predicted model, not a curated record. NCBI's taxonomy places the organism in Eukaryota, Metazoa, Arthropoda, Insecta, Diptera, Culicidae. The transcript has 3 exons.
CAAAAUUACUCGCGAUGUCUGCUCAACCGGAGGAACUGGCAGAAGUCCAGGAUGUUCCACAGGAGGAAUCACAAAUUUUGGAACAAUCGGAAGAGGAUAUGCCCACCGUGAUCGAACACGAACCGGUGCCACCGGUAGAAGAGGGUCGCCUUGCACAUCUGGCCCGCCCAAGAACGUUACAGUUACAAGCAACGCUGUCCCAGUUUGAGCAUCGAUUUCAACCGAAAAUGGUUGACCGGAUCAAAUCGAAAAUUCUUGAGCAAGGGGGAGAGAUUAAGAAAUCGCGCUCUACCGUCAUGAAAAUUAAGGAAAGCGUUGAUAAAUCUCGCCAAAAGUCGCAUGAAAUUUAUGCGAACAUGCAGGCUCGAUUACGCCGGGUUGCCUUUGAUACGCUGGCCAGCAAGGUGCUGGAAUCGCUACCGCAAUUGCUGGUUCAGUUAGAGAAUGGAACGAAGCUACCGAAGGACAUGGAGAUGCUGAUGGACACGCUGUACGGCACGCCGGUGCCACACGAAGCGUAA